Messenger RNA from Monascus purpureus, 1038 nucleotides. The record is from the annotation of a GenBank genome assembly. NCBI's taxonomy places the organism in Eukaryota, Fungi, Ascomycota, Eurotiomycetes, Eurotiales, Aspergillaceae.
AUGCCCGAUAACAUUCCCAUUGUUGACUUUGCUCAAGCAUCCAAAUUGCCGGAAAUCGUGGGCAAGGACCUUCUGCAAGCAUGUGCAGACUGGGGGUUUUUCUACAUCAAGAACCAUCCUAUCCCGCAGGCAGAUGUAGAGGGGAUCUUUGAGCUUGAAAAGCGCUUCUUCGCGCAGCCUCUCGAGGUCAAAAACACCGUGCCCUAUUUCCCGCCCAAGAAUGCUGGGUAUAAACCGAGGACCUUUGCCGGGAUAGACAACACGAAGUCGGACCCGCGCGAGGCAUUCAGCAUCAAUAAAUGGCCUACUGCGGCACAUACUCACGCCUCAGUCCUGCCUCCCGUUCUCCACGAGGCCAGACCGCAGAUCGAGGCGUUCCAAAAGAAAGUCCAGGCGUUGAACAGGAGACUGCUUGAGCUGAUUGCACACGCGCUGGGCCUACCCAGGGACCAGUUCACCGCAUGCCACUCGCCUGAUCAGGAGAACUUUGACAACUUUGACCUGAUGCAUUACCCGCCCAUAAGCAAGACGGAGGAAACUCCUGCAGACGGAACCGUGUAUCGCAUUUCCCCACAUACCGACUGGGGCUCGCUCACCUACUUGUUCCAGCAGGAUGUCGGCGGCCUGGAAGUUCGUCCGCCCAAGUACACGUCCCCGUCUCUGUCUCUCGGAGCAGAGGAAUGGAUUCCUGCCCCCGUACACAACACCAUGAUCCUUGUCAACAUCGGCGACAUGCUGGAGUUCUGGACGGCGGGAGCGUUGAAGUCGACCUGGCAUAGGGUUGUGCCGAAUACCCGGCUCCACGGCGAUACGGGUGGCAUCGACCGGUACGCAUUUGCGUAUUUUGUGCAUCCGAAUAGGGACACGGUGCUAAGGCCUAUUGAGGGGAUGAAGCGCGAGGGCUGGGUUCCCCGGUAUAGGGGUAUUGGCCGGACGGCGGCAGAGCAUAUUGCUGCUCGCAUUCGAGGCGAGGACCGGAUAGUGUCCAUGCAAAUCGACGCAGAUCGGACGGCUAGAACUGUGCCCAUGGAGGCUUAA